CAAUCAUCAUGGUUGUACCUUCAGUGUCAUUACAAUUUUCGUUUGGUUCACAGUAAGUGUGUGGCUUCUGACCCAAAAUUGGGCAGUAUUGUGGAGGAGAAAAACCAAAUAUAGAAAUUGCAUGACGAGUCACAGCUCUGCCAGUGCCUUCCCCCAAUAUCUGGACAACUUUUGGACCAUCUUUCGUAACCAAACCGUAGUGUGAUAAGGGUACUCAAUGGAGCAGGAACUGGACCUAUCCUACCAGCAUGUCGACUCCCAACUGGACCUGCAGUGCGAUCUCGAUCUGUCGGAGAUGCGGGGCAGCGGUGGCUCCAAUCACUACUCGGAGGGCUCCGAGCCGGACCUGGACCGCUCCUGCUGGAUAUGCUUCGCCAACGAGGAGGACAACCGGCGGGCCAAGUGGGUGCAGCCGUGUCGCUGCCGUGGCGCCACCAAGUGGGUGCACCAGAGCUGCCUGUACCGCUGGAUCGACGAGAAGCAGCGUGGCAAUCAUCGCACUUCGGUGCUGUGCCAGCAAUGUCAGACGGAGUACAUCAUCGUGUUUCCCCGGAUGAAUCCCGUGGCCGGAGCGCUGGAGUGGCUGGACUACACGGUGCGGAGGACGUGUCCCUAUUUGGCGGCCGGGGUGUUCAUGUGCUGCGUGUACUGGACGGCCAUCACCUACGGGGCCGUUACCGUCUUCCAGGUGGUGGGCCAACGGCGCGGCCUGGAGCUCAUGGAAAACGAGGUGUUCCUGCUGGUGGGUCUGCCCUUCAUCCCGGUGGGCCUGGUCCUAUCCCGGCUGGUCAGGUGGGAGGAUGCCGUGCUGCGGGUCAUGCGGAGUAGGUACAACAUCCUGAGGAAGCUGCCCUUCUUCAGUUGGGCCGGCGAACCGGAAACGGAUUUGGCUGCUCUGGGGGGCAGUUCCAGCAGCUUGAUACCGCUGCACAACAUACCGGCCAUAUCGGAACCCAUCAACAUCUCCCGGCUCUUCUGCGGAGCCGUCUUCCUGCCCACCGUGGCCACCGCCAUGGGGAAUCUGUUCUUCAAGGGAAUGGAGGAUCCGCUGCAUCGCACCAUCCUCGGCGGGAUCUCCUACAUCGGGGCGAAGGGCCUGCUGAAGAUCUACCUCCGCCAGAAGCUCUACGUCCGUCGCCGGAAUCGUCGCAUUGUCAACUACACCGACGAGAAUGUGAGGAUCUACAUGGGUGGCCAGGUGCGGGAGGCACCUGCCCAGGGUCCCCAGAAUCCCCAGAUUCAAGGCAAUCCAAACUCCUCAGCGGGAAACCGCCGACAAUUCGCCGGCUAUGACGAGCACUACGAGGACAGCUCUAGUGUGGUCACCACGGGAUCCGAGGGUGGUGACCCCGACAGCGAGAGCCCCGUCGUAAUCCAACCCGAUGGGAGCGUUCGCAUCGUCGUCCACCUGGAGGCUCCUUCACUGGACUAGUCGGAGUCUGAAUAACAUAUAUACACAGUAUUCCUUGGGCUAAGGUUACCCAGAAUCCAAAUUUUCGUGAAGCAAUAAUUUUAUAACAUCAUUGGGUAAAUUAGGCGUAUCUAUACCUUUUAUUCAGGUUCAUUUUUUGGAAUACCUACAAUCUGGAAAGUUAACCCAAGAUUCCACGAAAAUUUAUACAAAACAAUCGACUUGUUAUCAAAUUUGCAUGUUAUUUAAUUUUAUAUUUUUCGUUAAACUCGUUCAAAAUAAAC
Molecule: messenger RNA, 1695 nt
Organism: Drosophila rhopaloa
Lineage: Eukaryota; Metazoa; Arthropoda; Insecta; Diptera; Drosophilidae
Product: E3 ubiquitin-protein ligase MARCHF5
Exons: 1
Coding region: 218-1432 (404 amino acids)
Molecular function (GO): zinc ion binding
Source: RefSeq, a predicted model, not a curated record